AAUUGACCAUGUUUUUGAUUUAUGCAUUGCUUGGUUUGUAUUGAGUUUACAACCUUUACCUACCAAAGUUGUUCCUUCAGCCUGUUUUUCCAUCCCUGUAUUACUUCCUUUCUUACCUUUGCAGAGGUUGUUCAACCUUGUUUUUGAUCUCUGUAUUGCUUGGUUUCAUUACCUUUCCUUCUUUCAGAACAAACACCAUGGAUGUAUAUGGGAUCUUUAUCUCUCCACUCGUAAAAGAUAUGGUUAAGAAAUUGUACUCUUAUUUUAGCAACUUAGUGAGCACAGCCGACGUUGGCACUGGCAUCCAGAAUCUGAAGAAGGCAUUAGAGGAUUUAGAGACUUUGUUGGCUGAUGCAGAGAACAAACAAGUGUACGACAAGGAUAUCAAAAAGUGGCUAGAAGAGGUUCAACCUUUGGCUUAUGAUGCAGAUGACUUAUUGGAUGAUUUUGCCACUGAAGCUCUCGAAAGGAAGCUAAUGGCGGAGGAGACGACGAUGGGAAGAAGACCAGCUAAGUUUCCACGUCUCUCUUCUAUUGUUCCAUUCAAUUUAAAAACUGGGUCAAAGCUAAAUGAGAUUACUAGUCAAUUACAAGCAGUUGCUACAAAAGGAAAAGAUCUUGGUUUAGAUAAAAGACUUGUUGGGAGGAUGUCUACAGAUUUACGGCAGAGAUCACAAACUACAUGUUUGAGGGAGCCUCACAUUCAUGGCAGAGAUGAAGACAUCAAGCAAAUUGUCGAAUUGCUACUUGGGGAUGCACCUAGUGGAAAAAUUUUUGAUGUAAUUCCUAUUGUAGGAAUGGGUGGGAUCGGCAAGACCACACUAGCUCAGCAGAUUUACAAUGACGACCGACUGGAAAAUCGUUUCAAUCUAAAAGCAUGGGUAUGUGUAUCUGAUGACUUCGAAGUUGUGAGAAUAUCAAAGGCAAUUCUCGACUCGUUCACUCAUGGUUCAUAUAAUUUAAGUAACUUAAAUGAGGUUCAAGUUCAACUUAGCAAAACUUUGGCAGGGAAAAAGUUUUUGCUUGUCCUAGAUGAUGUGUGGGAUUAUGGACGUGAUGGGUGGAAUUUGUUACGAUCCCCAUUUGGAGCUGGAGCACCUGGAAGUAAAAUCAUUGUGACAACGCGAGACAGAGGUGUUGCAAAGCAGAUGGGAAUGGAUAAAUAUCACAAUUUGCACAACUUAUCAUAUGACGAUUGUUGGUUAAUCUUUGCCCAACAUGCAUUUGAGAACAGAAAUAUCAUGGAAUGCCCAGAAUUGGUAUUAAUUGGUAAGAAAAUUGUUGAGAACAGGUGCAGAGGCUUACCCUUGGCAGCAAGGGCACUUGGCAGCUUAUUAUGCUGUAAACAAGAAGAACAUGAAUGGAAAGAGAUACUGAACAGCAAUAUAUGGAAUGAGGAAAGUGGCAUUCUCACAGCAUUGAAAUUGAGCUACCUUCAUCUCCCUGUCAAUUUGAAGAGGUGCUUUUCCUACUGUGCAAUUAUCCCAAAGGACUACGAAUUCAUGGAGAAGGAAUUAGUCUUGCUAUGGAUGGCUGAAGGUUUAAUUGAGCAACCAAAAGGUGGAGACCAAAUGGAAGAUUUAGGCCACGAGUAUUUUCACGAAUUGGUGUCAAGAUCAUUUUUUCAACCGUCAAGUGGUAACAAAUCACAAUUCAUAAUGCAUGACCUCAUCAAUGAUUUGGCUCAAGAUGUUGCAGGGGACAAAUGUUUUAGGUUGGAAAGUAAUUUAGAGGGUGGCAGGCAGAACAAGAUUUUGGACAAAGCGCGUCAUGCAUCUUAUGUUGCUAGCCGUUAUGAUGGAAUCAAAAAAUUUAAAGCUUUCGAUGAAGCCAAAUGCUUACGAACAUUCUUAGAAUUUUUUCCACAAGGAUAUCACUAUGUAACGAAGUACUUGAUGCAUGAUUUGUUGCCAAAGUUAAAAUGCUUGCAUGAGUUGCGUUUGUGUAGUAUUGGAAUAAAUGAGCUACCAGAUUCCAUUGGAGAUCUAAAGCAUUUGCGGUACCUUGAUUUAUCCAAUUCUGGGAUUACAAGGUUACCUGAUACAGUGGUAACUCUCUACAAUUUACAAGUCUUGUUUUUGAGAUUUUGUCAUCAACUUCAGAAGUUGCCUCUAAGCAUGGGGAGGCUGGUGAACUUGAGACAUUUUGACAUGACUGGCGUGCAUAUUCCAUCAUCAGAAGAGAUGUCGCUACAUAUAGGUAAAUUAAUUAAUCUCCAAACAUUGUCAAAUUUUAUGGUGGGUAAAGAUUGUGGGCGUAAAAUAGGAGAGUUGAAAAAUCUAUCACACAUUCAAGGGGCAAUACACAUAUCAAGACUAGAGAAUGUCAAUGGUGUUAAGGAUGCAAGGGAUGCCAAUUUAACGUCUAAGGAGUUAAAAGAGUUAUCACUAGAAUGGGAUGAAUCUCAUAGUUCACAGAAUGACAUAGUUGAGAGGAAUGUGCUUGACGUGAUGAGACCUUUCAAAUUAUACACCUCCAUGAGCUUCGACAAUAUUGUUAACCCUAAAGAGGACAACUUCCUCAGUCUGAUACAAACCUGCAAUUGCAGCUUGGCUUUGUUGUUGUUGUUGAAACAAACUUUAGGAUGUACGCAUGCUCAUCAUCUAAACUGCAUUGUAGCUGUUGAGGAUGCUUGA
Messenger RNA from Camellia sinensis, 2636 nucleotides. RefSeq names its product putative disease resistance RPP13-like protein 1. Lineage: Eukaryota; Viridiplantae; Streptophyta; Magnoliopsida; Ericales; Theaceae. The record is from RefSeq and is a predicted model, not a curated record. Gene Ontology annotation, molecular function: ADP binding.